GCAUUUAGGAGGAGUCUCGGCUUCCUCGGGUCUCACUUUUGAUUUGACAACUGACGAUUCGCGUGCACAUGACACACACGUAGGAGAAGAAGACCGGCGCGUCUUAGUUCCUGUCUGCAGGGAUAAAAAAAAAAGCAACAACAAGAAGAACAAGAAGAACAACCAAAACAAUAAACUAUGGAAAGAAGGACGAACUUUGGGGACGUUUUUCACAAAACUCUGAGCGUCUCGGGGAAAAAGAUGGACUCGUUGCGCGCUCCGGGAUCCGAGCUGCCGUGCAGAGACCACCAGUCGCCGCUCGGAUCUUUCGACCCGGCCGACUCAGACCCGCUGCAGGUUGUGGGAGGAGGAGUGGGGUCUCUCGGGCUGCCUGGCGGAUCCAUGCGGGCGCCGUACGGCGUUGGAGGCGAGGGCGCGAGUGGACAGAGCAGUGGCGGCGAGCAAAGCCCAGACGACGACAGCGACGGCCGGUGCGACAUGAUGCUCCUGGCGACCUCCCGCGACCCGCGGACGUCUUCCGCGGCAGCGGGCGCGUCGGGCGCCAAGUGCGAAACGGGACCCAAGAAGAACCGCGAGCAGAAGAUGCUGCGGCUCAACAUCAACGCGCGCGAGCGGCGGCGGAUGCACGACCUGAACGACGCGUUGGACGAGCUGCGGGCGGUCAUCCCUUACGCGCACAGCCCGUCCGUGCGCAAGCUCUCCAAAAUCGCCACGCUGCUCCUCGCCAAGAACUACAUCCUCAUGCAGGCGCAGGCGCUGGAGGAGAUGAGGCGGCUCGUGGCGUACCUGAACCAGGGCCAAGCCGUGUCGCUCGCGCCGAGCCUGGGCGCUUACGAGCAGCCGCCCGCCUACCCCCCGUUCCCCGCCGGGGCCGCCGCGGCCUCUUCGUGCCCCGACAAAUGUGCCCUUUUCAACAGCGUCACCUCCAGUCUGUGUAAACAGUGUACCGACAAGCCUUAAAACGCACACACACACGCACGCACACGCACACACACACACACACACUUACACAUACACACAGUAAGACUGAAACUGACGCCUGUAGGCUGCAUUUUAUUUUCCAAACCCGGAUAAAGGAGAACUUUUCUUACAUCGACUAGGAUUUCAGCAGCUUGGCCGCUGAUUCAGCAGUUUGUUGGUGUUUUUUUCUUUCAUUUCUUUUAUUUCUUUUUGUUCAGAUACUUAUGAGUGCGUGUGUGUGUGCGCGUGCGCGCGCGCGUGUAUAUAUAAGUAAGUAAGUGCUGGUGCGAGUGAACUGAAAGCAAAAACAAAGUCUAUGUGUGAUUGUUGAGAAUAAUGGACAGUUUAUGGAAAUAUGGACCCUGACCCGGUGAGCGGUUCCGACCUGGCAACAUGUGAGCAUUCCUUUUUCCUUUGCCUGCACGUUUCUUUUGGGAAAUCUCUGGUUUCAUGGCUGUCCUGCAAUAAUAAUAAUAAUAAUAAUAAUAAUAAUAAUAAUAAUAAUAAUAAUUUAUAUUAUUAUUUAAAAUAAUAAUAAUGUUAUUAUUAUUAUUAUAAUGUGAUGUUUAGGAAUUUCGCGUGCGUUCUGCUGACUUGGAAAGCAAAAGAGCCGAAAGGACAGAAUGGACAUUGUCUUUUGUCACAGUAUUUGACGUGUUAUAAAAUGCAGGCCUGUUUGUUUGAGUCGCAGAAGUUGAUUUUGGUUGGAAUUGUCUCGGUCUGAGAUCCGAUUAUCCGCUGCACAGAUUUAUUCCUUUCUUUUCGAUCCUUCUUUUCUUUCACUCCCACUCUCAUGCAGCAGGCUGUGAAUGAGAUUUCGGCUUGGACUUGUUGUCAGGUCAUCAUACUGAGCACUACUGCAAAUACCUACUUCCGGUUCACUCGGACUGCACAGGGCCAUGUGUAUAUGUUGAUGCCAUGGAUAAAAAAAAAAGAAGCUUUAUUAAAAUAUUUUGAUCAAAACUUACUCUUUUUUUCUGAUGCUUGUUUGUUGUUAAGGAAUGCCAAGCUGGAUGGCCAGGUG
Molecule: messenger RNA, 1984 nt
Organism: Silurus meridionalis
Lineage: Eukaryota; Metazoa; Chordata; Actinopteri; Siluriformes; Siluridae
Gene: bhlhe22
Product: basic helix-loop-helix family, member e22
Exons: 1
Coding region: 178-960 (260 amino acids)
Molecular function (GO): protein dimerization activity
Source: RefSeq, a predicted model, not a curated record